AUCUUCCACGUGAAUCUCUACGGAAGCAUCCUGUUCCUCACGUGCAUCAGCGUGCACAGAUACUCCGGCGUCGUGCAUCCGCUCAAAUCGCUCGGGAGGCUGAAAAAGAAGAACGCCGUUCGCACCGUCGCGCUCGUUUGGUUCGUAGUCGUGGUCGGCAUCUCUCCCAUCCUUUACUACUCGCGAACCGGCCCUAAGAAGGGGUUAACGACGUGCUACGACACCACGACCGAAGACGAGCUGCCUGGAUACUUCAUCUACAGCAUGUGCAUGACGGUGUUCGGCUUCUGCAUCCCGUUCAUCAUCAUCCUCAGCUGCUACGGCGGCAUCGUCAAAGCCCUCAUCUGCAACGACAUGGACAACGCGCCGCUGAGGAAGAAGUCGAUAUACCUGGUCAUCAUCGUGCUCACGGUGUUCGCCGUGUCCUACCUGCCUUUCCACGUCAUGAAGAACCUGAACAUGCGAGCCAGACUGUACUUCCAGAGCGCGGACAUGUGUGCCUUCAACGACCGCGUGUACGCCAGCUACCAGGUGACCCGCGGCCUGGCCAGCCUCAACAGCUGCGUGGAUCCUAUCCUGUACUUUCUGGCCGGAGACACGUUCAGACGCAGGCUGUCCAGAGCCACCAAAAAGUCCUCAAGGAAGGGAGAUCACCCCCUGCAG
This is a messenger RNA of Sinocyclocheilus rhinocerous, 663 nucleotides long. Its product is annotated as P2Y purinoceptor 1-like. Gene Ontology annotation, biological process: platelet activation; relaxation of muscle; phospholipase C-activating G protein-coupled receptor signaling pathway. Lineage: Eukaryota; Metazoa; Chordata; Actinopteri; Cypriniformes; Cyprinidae. Gene Ontology annotation, molecular function: G protein-coupled ATP receptor activity; ATP binding; G protein-coupled ADP receptor activity. The annotation marks the transcript as partial. Gene Ontology annotation, cellular component: plasma membrane. The transcript has a single exon. The record is from RefSeq and is a predicted model, not a curated record.